Alligator sinensis (Chinese alligator) is the source of this 2064-nucleotide messenger RNA. RefSeq names its product aladin WD repeat nucleoporin (gene AAAS). Gene Ontology annotation, biological process: nucleocytoplasmic transport. The record is from RefSeq and is a predicted model, not a curated record. Gene Ontology annotation, cellular component: nuclear pore. Gene Ontology annotation, molecular function: protein binding. NCBI's taxonomy places the organism in Eukaryota, Metazoa, Chordata, Crocodylia, Alligatoridae. The coding region runs from base 176 to 1729 and encodes 517 amino acids. The transcript is spliced from 16 exons.
GGUGUCGCGGAAGGUCCCGCGCGGCGACCCGUAGGCCGGCGAUUGUCCCGAGCGGGGACCCGUAGGCGGACGAAUCGUGCCCGGGAAACGCGGAGCCCAUCAGGGUGCGGCCGGGUCUCCUCAGGCGCGGGAGCCCCCGGGACUGAGCCCCUCUCUCCCGAGCCCGGCGCUGAGGAUGUGCUCCCUGGCGCUCUUCCCUCCGCCGCCGCUGCCCGGGGACGUCACCCUCUACGAGGGCAACAACGCGCUGGUCUCCGGCCGCGUCUUGGAGACGCUCUCGCUGCCUUUCCAGAGCCAGUUGGCUGACCUGCCGACCCUGACCAUCCCCAAGGAGACACUGAAAGCUCACAGCCGCCUGGAGCACAGCACAAAACCUGCCUUCAUCCACCACCGGGAGUCCCUCUGGAAAAGGUGCAUCAAUGCAUGGCGCGAUGUGGGUGUGUGCGGGGUGCUUAGUGAGAUCGCCAACGCAGAGGAGGAAGUUCUCCAGUGGGUGAAGACAGGAUCACGCUACGCCCUGGCUGUGUGCCACUGGGUUUCUUCUCUCCAUGGUUCCCUCUUCCCCCAUUUGUCGCUAACAAGUGAAGACAUGAUAGCAGAGUUCUCCCAGGCAGUGGACUGGGCUGGUUGCUCCAUCCGGGCUUUUGCUUGGCACCCCCAUACCAGCAAGUUUGCUGUGGCCCUAUUGGAUGACUCUAUCCGAGUGUACAACACAAACAGUGCCACAGUGCCCAUCCUGAAGCAUCGCUUGCAGAGAAAUGUGGCCUCCAUGGCCUGGAAGCCACUGUGCGCCUCCAUCCUUGCUGUGGCAUGCCAGAGCUGUGUGCUGGUGUGGCACCUGGACCCCACUUCCCUUUCCACCAGGCCUUCCUCUGGUUGUGCACAGGUGCUUUCCCAUCCUGGUCACAGUCCCGUCACCAGCCUGGCCUGGGCGCCCAGUGGGGGGAUGCUGCUUUCAGCCUCGCCGGUUGACACAGCCAUGCUCGUGUGGGAUGUGUCCACUGAAAACUGUGUCCAGCUGCAGUGGUUUGGAGGGGGCGGGGUCACCCAUCUGGCUUGGUCGCCAGAUGGCAGCAAGGUGCUAGCUGCUACACCCUCGGCCGUGUUCAGGGUGUGGGAAGCCCAGAUGUGGACGUGUGAGAGGUGGCCAACCAUCAAGGGCCGUUGCCAGACAGGCUGCUGGAGCCCUGAUGGCAGCCGCUUGCUCUUUACAGUUCUGGGGGAGUCAGUCAUUUAUUCCUUGUCCUUCUCAGAGUACAAAGGAGAGAUGCAGGGGCAAGUAGGAGGGCCCAAGACGGCAUCUAUUGUGGCAGACCUGUCAGAGACCACCUUUGAGACGAUGUAUGGGGAGGAGAGGAUUGGCGGGGAAGUACACUCCAUGGUCUGGGACCCCAGCGGCGAGAGGCUUGCAGUCAUCAUCAGAGGAAACCCUGGAAGCAGGACAGUCAUCGCUGUGUUUCGUACUCGCAACAGCCCAGUGUUCGAACUCCUGCCAUGCGGCUUCGUACAGGGCGAGCCAGGAGCUCAGCCACAGCUCAUCGCUUUCCAUCCCUGCUUUAAGAAGGGGGCCCUCUUGACUGUGUGCUGGUCUACAGGACGGAUCAGCCAUAUCCCCUUCUUCUUUGUGGGCGCCCAGUUCCCUUGCUUCAGCCCCAGCCACAGUCCCAUGGCAUCCCUGAGCAGGAGCAGCACCAGGGUACGUGAGCAGCCCCUGUUCUCAGAGCUGUGAAGCCUGAUGCUUGGGGGCCUAAGGUCGGACUGCUGUUCAAGCCCCUUUGGACCUCCCAGUAAAACUGGAUUGCAGUGCUGGGUAACCAUAGGACACCUCGUGGUUGUUGCUUCCUCCUUGAGCCUGACCUGAAGUGGGCUUUUCCCUUCCAGUGGGGACAUGCACAGGGAUUGGGCGGAGGCUGCUGGAUGGACUGAAUGGAUUUGUAUCCAGUGGUAUCUGUGCAGGGCUGGGGACACCUCUGUGCUGUGUGGGUGGAUGUAGCAGCCCGCGUGGUGCUACGCAGAUUAAAGGUCAAGCUUUGUCUCCCUUUUUGUCUGGCUUCUCUAGAAGUG